Molecule: messenger RNA, 2720 nt
Organism: Amphimedon queenslandica
Lineage: Eukaryota; Metazoa; Porifera; Demospongiae; Haplosclerida; Niphatidae
Product: ras and EF-hand domain-containing protein-like
Exons: 17
Coding region: 110-2608 (832 amino acids)
Molecular function (GO): calcium ion binding; GTP binding; GTPase activity
Source: RefSeq, a predicted model, not a curated record
UCACAUGUCAUUUUCCUGAGAAGGAGGAGAGCGAAGGCGGAGAUAGGGGAAGGAAGCACACUACAGGAAACCAUAGACCACCGGAUUCUCUGCUGAAGGAAAGAGAGAGAUGGAUCCUACACAAGUACAGCAGCGCUACAAUGGCGCUUCACACAGUAACCACCAGCUCGGCCUCCCCGCUUCGCCAACAGGGAGUCUCCUUAGAGGCUGGCGUCCAUCACUUGCUGUCCUAUUUCACCAGUUCUUGUCUCGUGGUAACAGCAGUGAAGGGGAAGAAGAGGAAGAGAGGGACUAUCUGCUCAAAGAAGACUUUUCUGAGGUCUUCCCAGACGCUAACCAACUAGAUAAAGCCUUUGAGGAGUUGGAUGCAGAUAAAGAUGGUCGUAUCACUCUUGACGAAUUCAUGGCCGGCUUUGCUACUUUCUUACGUCAGGCCCAAAUGAGUUCCUCGUUGAAUCCGGACUCUCUCGAACCUGCUACGGAAGAGUUGUUAAAAAGGGGAGGGUCUUCAAGACGGAGUGUGAGACGAAGACCGAUUCCCGAGAUAUUCUUUGAGACAGUAGAGGGAGAUGGGACAGGAGGAGGAGGAAGCGGAGAGAGUAACGGGGUACAGAAACCGACCGAUUCCUUUAAGACUUCUUUGAAACCUCUUGCGACCCGCACACAAGAGAGCAUUGAGCAGCUCUGGAUCAGGUUAAAUAAUUCUAAUCCUGAACUUGUCACUGACUUUGAGGAAUUUAUUUGUGAUAUGUCUACUGAAGUGGAAUCAGCACAGAAUGCUCUCAAGAGACAAAGAGAAGCUAAUACAAAAGAGGCCUAUCAGUUGGAUGAAGAGAUGGUCAGAAUACAGCAUGACACACUGACAGCUUUAGAACAAGAGACUGCACUGCUAAGAGAAAAGGCUCACAGCAGUCAGUCCAAGCUUGAAGUACAAUUGUAUGAGAAAGAAAGAGAGCUGACUGAAAUCAAAGGAAAACUGGAGCUGUUGUCACGUCUUCUCGACAAAUGUGUACUAUCUGUUCUUCAGCUGGAGAAUAAAAUCACCGAAAGCAACAACAGACACAACGAGCUAAAAGAAAUGUAUCAGAAUACCUUUGACGAAAAGGACGAGUUACAUGAGAGAUUGAGUCAGUCUGAGUCUUUAUUGAAGAAGAGCCAAGAAGAGAUUGAUGCCAUGAAGAAAGAAAAUAACGAGAAAUUAAAAGAUUUGUUGGAGGAGAAAGAAAAAAAGGAGGAGAGUUUACAACAGAUCGAGUCGAAAUAUUUGAAAGAAAUAAAAGAAUUAAAAGACGUGCUAUCAAAUGUUGUACAGCAACAAGAGAUACAACAGCAGAAACAAGUUCAACUACAAACAAAACUAUUAGUGGAGAGUAGUGGGACUGGAAGUCAGGUCCAGCGACCUGAUCUGCUGACUGCUGCUCAUUACGAUAUACUGGGUAGAGAUUCACCUUCACCCUCUCUUCAUGAUGAAAUCGUAGCAACUGAAGGAAACACUUCACCCGUACUGAGGGAUACAAUGCUUCGCCUUAGACCUCCUACUCUUAUUGUACCACCACCUGUGAGUGGACUGGGAGUGGUUGGAAGCGGAGUAAACUUUAAAGAACUAGACCACCUGGACCUAGCAACAACACCAACACAGCAACAGUCAGCAAAUCAAAUGCAACUUGAUACAGGAGGGGUACGUUUAAGGUCUAAGACUUCAUUACAGGUAGAGCGUGGGGCUAUGCCUCGCCCAGUGUCACUAAUGGGGACUAGAGGUGGAGCUAGUAAUAAUAAUAGCCUUGACUUAAACUGGCCACCGAGUAAUUGGACUGUUGCUCCUCAGGACUGGUUGGCCAGUGUUGCGGCUGGUAAUAUAACUAGAUCUCCUUCUCCUCCUGACACUGAACUCCUCCCUCCCCCUCCCCCUCAACCAUCUCCUUCUGAUAAUGGAAGAGGGAGCCGUUUGAGAAAGUCAUACUCUAACCCAGAUAUGUGUCAACCAUUACAGUUCCUUGAUAAAAUGGUAGUACAACCUGACAUUACAUUUAAAAUAUUAAUCGUGGGUAAUCCUCACGUUGGGAAGUCAUGCUUCCUUACCCGUCUGUGUACAAAUACUUUCACCACUAAAUAUGCCUCUACCAUUGGUGUUGAUUUUUAUAGCCGUGCCUUAGUCAUUGAUGAUAAAACAGUUGCUUUACAGUUUUGGGACACAGCUGGCCAAGAGAGAUUCCAGUCAGUGACCAAAGCAUAUUAUCGUGGUGCCGACGGCGUCAUAUUAAUGUACGAUAUUACUAGCGAAGAAACAUUCAUUGCAGUUAGGAAAUGGAUAAACUCAAUGCAGGAUAAUAUGGAUAAGCUACCAGCGUGUCUCUUGUUGGUUGGCAACAAGGUUGACUUGGAACACAACGAGAAGAGAGAAGUAUUAUCGGAGACCGGAGAAACAUUUGCCAAAAUUUAUGGUGCUCAUUUUAUUGAGACCAGUGCCAAGUUAGGAUUUAACGUGACAAAUGCUUGUCUUACUUUAGUAAAUAAACUCUUAUCUGAGGUAAUUUUAUCUGGCGACAGUCGUCAGGGCAAUACCAUAACUGUUGGUGAGAAGGAAAAGAAAUCAAACUGCUCUUGUUAAUAUCAGGACUAAUCAUUACUUCACUGUUGUUGUUGUUAUUUUUAUUUCAUUUCAUUGUCAAUACUUUUUGCCUCUCAGUUUGUAAGAAAUUGUUUUUCAUGUUUCGUCAGAA